Closterium sp. Yama58-4 is the source of this 2103-nucleotide messenger RNA. The record is from the annotation of a GenBank genome assembly. Lineage: Eukaryota; Viridiplantae; Streptophyta; Zygnematophyceae; Desmidiales; Closteriaceae.
AUGCCUCCUUCGCCAAUCAAUAUGGCGUCUUCAGAGCAUCUGAUACUACCCGACGACACUGACGAUUUCCUCGGCGCUCCACACGCAGCACAUGCUGCAUUGCCGUUUAACGCGAAGCUCGACAGCGAGGACGGCGCCGUCGACGACGGCGACAUUCACGCCGCAAUCAACUCGUUUCUCGCCAUUCCUAACAGCUUCUGGGACUCCUCGCUCCCGCCUUUUCUAUCUGCAGAACCGUCGCCAACCAAUGCAAACGCGGAGGCCGCGGGAGACGCGCUCCGAGGAGCGGCGGACGAAAGCGGAGGCAAGCGGCGCGACGAUGCGGCUAUCGCUUGUCAAACGCAUGGUAGCAUGGCCUCCCUUGGCAGCGCGAAAGAUGCGAAUGCGGCGACGAUUAAGCAAUUUUCGGACGACAUAAAGCGCGAGGCCGCGGAACUGCUGCGACGGAACGGCGCCGACUCCGAGUCGCUCAGGCGUCGCGGCGCGCCCGAGCGCCCUUCGACGUGCGGCGGCGGCAACGCGAAGAAGCAGAAGCAGCAGCAGCAGCGGCACAACAAGACACAGCAAAACGCCAAGAUCCUGUCGGCGCUGCUGACGGCACUCGCAUCGCUCGACCAAUCAUACUCCUCCGACGGCUCUGCGGACGAUGAAUCCGCGCCCAACACGCCGUCCCCCAAACGGCGGAAGGCGACGGGCGGAAAGACCCCCCUGGCGGCCACCGCUGACGCGCACGUCGGGAGCUGCAAGCCCGCGGAGGCCCCUGCCGCGGGGACAGAGAGAAAGGCGUCUUCGUCCGAGGCUCCGCGUGUGAGUGCGCAGUCGGCGCGGAGUGGCGGUGCGAGCGGGGCCAGCGUGGCGGCGCAUGGCAAGACGUCCGCGGGGGCGGGACGCGGAGCGAGAAGCAAGGUAGCAUCGCUGCCAGGUCUCACCUGGCAAGGCGGAAAGCGAGUUCCCGUUCAAGGCUCGGCGCAACGCUCGGCGCAAGGCUCGGCGCAAGGCUUGGCGCAAGGCGCGACGUGCGUGGAGGAAGCACAUGACGCGUUGAACCCCAAGGACGAGGUCCCGAACGCCCCAGGGAAUCCACGACGAGUUGGCGUGGGCAGGAGCAUUCUUGACACGUUUCUUGCGGAUCUGCCCGAGAUUGACGGGCAUCUGGACGCUGUUAUGUCCUCUCUGUGCUCAGAAUCUGCUGCAACUGGAUGCACGGGAGGUGGUUCAAAGGACAAUGCUGCUUGCGCGGGUGUGGAUGGGAUGGAGUCUGCUUCAGUGGAGGCACCUCUCACCUCUCAGCCGUCCUCCCACCUCUCUCCGCCCCUGACUCCUGUGCUCAGCCACGCGCCAGGGCUGGCGCAUGCGCACAAGAAGCCUUUGCCUGUUGAUGAGGCGCGCAAUAACGAGGAUGAAUGCGAUGAUGAGGACGACAGGCUGAGCACCAGCAGCAUUGACAGCGAGGAUGCAGCGGCUGCUGCAGCGGCGGCAACGGCACUGGCCAUGCGGACGCGGACCAGAGCAGAGGAGGAGAAUCAUUCGCCUGAAACAAAAUCAGGUGCACCGUAUCUGGACAAUGUGGGUCAGAUGAAGCGCGGGGCAGGGCAGCGACCUCCUCCUCUGACGCUACCUGGUGCUCUUGCACCUGUUUGUGAUGGCUCCCCGUCAUCUCUCGGCAGUCCGUUUAACCAAAUAAGAGCGAGCGCGAGCACACCAGGUAACGGGGAUUCGCCAUGUGGCAUGCCUCUUGGGAUUGGGACACCUUUCCUCUCUCCGAGGUAUGGUGCGGUGGGGGGAAAUGAUGUGGACGACUGGAUGCCGCGCAGCCGCGGGCGCAAGGACCGGCAGGUGGCGGGCGGGCGCAUCAAGGCGCGGAGCAUGGCGGAGAGGCAGAGGCGGGAGAGGAUCAGCGAAGGGCUGCAGAAGCUGCGGAUGGCUGUGCGCGGGCACGGGGACACGGCCACCAUGCUUGAUAAUGCUGUCGCGUACGUGCAGGCGCUGCAGAGGCGAGUGACAACGCUCGAAACGAACAUGUUGCUGCACCAGGCAUCUUGCAAGAUGAAGGAAGAUGGAAUUGACGUUGCCAAUGAUCGAGAGGGAUCGAACCUGGAAUAA